AGAGCACCGAUGCAAGAGGCAGUUUUCAAAAAUCUGAUAAUGGAAUCCCACUGCCGUAAACUUGCGUCAACUUGUGCACAAUUAGAGAAAGAAAAAGGCCAGAGUAAAAAUGACGACUCUUCAGAUGACCCUAAAAAGAAGCGACAGAGGCGGCAGAGGACUCACUUCACCAGCCAGCAGUUGCAGGAGCUCGAGGCCACGUUCCAGCGAAAUCGCUAUCCGGACAUGUCCACAAGAGAGGAGAUAGCUGUUUGGACCAACCUCACAGAGGCCCGCGUCAGGGUGUGGUUCAAGAACCGGCGCGCAAAAUGGAGGAAAAGGGAAAGGAAUCAACAAGCCGAGCUAUGCAAGAACGGCUUUGGUCCUCAGUUCAACGGACUAAUGCAGCCCUACGACGACAUGUAUCCCAGCUACACAUACAACAAUUGGGCCGCCAAAGGGCUAACUUCGGCCUCUUUGUCCACCAAAAGUUUUCCUUUUUUCAAUUCCAUGAACGUCAACCCUUUGUCAUCGCAAACGAUGUUCUCCCCUCCUAACUCUAUCUCCUCCAUGAGUAUGACCUCCAGCAUGGUACCGUCCGCAGUCACCGGUGUACCCGGCUCGAGCCUCAACAGCCUCAAUAACUUGAACAACCUCAGCAAUCCCUCUCUGAAUUCGGGAGUUCCCACGUCGGCCUGCCCCUACGCCCCGCCGACCCCUCCUUAUGUGUACAGGGACACUUGUAACUCCAGUCUGGCUAGCCUGAGACUGAAAGCUAAGCAGCACUCGAGUUUUGGAUAUGCCAGUGUUCAGAACCCGGCCUCUAAUCUGAGUGCCUGCCAAUACGCAGUGGAUAGACCAGUCUAAUUCCUGAGAAAACACAAAUCCCUAGUCACCGGAACGAGACACUACUCUUUCUUUCUUCUUUUUUUUCUUCCAAAAGGGCACUAGAAGACUAAACCACUGAAACGGGCCGAACUCAGCCAUGGAGUUUCAAACUUCAACGGAAGUAAUUAGACGUUUUUACCUGAUGAAUAUUUUGUUCUGCGUCGGCUAGUGCAGAAUACAGGAUACUUUGUUUCCUAUAAGCUUGUUUAUUUUGAAGUUUCACAUUUGGACUCAAAGGUUGUACAUAUCUAAAUAUCUUCUCCAGUUUAUAGAAGCGAAUGCUAUAGCUCUCCUUUCCUCUCAAAGUUCAAUUUAACAACGCAUGUGGAAACCCCUAAAAUGAAUAAUGUUUUGCUUGCAAACAAGGGAAUGUACAUACUAAACGCACUAGUUGUGUGUUUCUAACAUAUAAAUUUAUUAUUAAGUGUCUGUGUGAACAACGAUUUAGAAUAGCAAUCCUGGGUAUUAAAUGACGCAUCAAAUGUUCCUGCGAGAUUGAAUUGGUUUUUUUCUGUGUAUACUAUUUGGUACGGACUCUUGUUUCGUUUUUUUCAACAUCAAAAAAAUAAACUAUUGUGUUUUAUUUAAUGGAAGUAAAUAUAUUGUUCAAAAAGUUUUGUUUGCCAUUUUUGUGCUGAUCUAAGCAUACAAACAACAGAACUGAACUGCAGUUCGAUUAGCCGAGGCUGUAUUAACUACUAGGUCAAGAAAAGGUGUCUGCAUCCAAUACACAUAAUCACUAGACGAGACUAGAGGUCCACUGACCGGUGAAGGCAAGAUUUCCCGGCAGAUUAACUGCUGAAUACAUGUCUGCCUUCUUAGCCAAGUGGAGUGAUCAUUGAUGCUUGAAAUAACACUGGAAUCAACAAACAAGAAUUGGACCACACAACAAAGGCGCGAGCUUGUUAGCCUUACGCGCUGUAGAGUCUCGAGGCCUGAUCGUGGACAACAGCAGAACAACAAGGCCAAUGCAUGUAUUUCCAGGACGCUAAAUAAAUACCCCUUUGUGUUGAUUAGUCUGAAGAGAAGCAUUAUAUACAACUUUGAUUGAAGACAAAACACAAAGAAAGAAAAAAAGAACUUUUGAGCUAAUAUCAGUCAACAAGAGUACUAAAGAAAAUUACGUUUUAAUAAAUGUAGCUAAUGCUUCUUAAAACAAUUGUAAGCUAAAAUAAAAACACCAACAUUAACAAUAGAACGUUUGAUUGAUUAACCUAACUAUUCACAACGUCGAUCACAUUGUUAUAUUUCCCCCAACAUAUUUUUUUAUUGUUUAAUUUAUUUGAGCGCUUUUAUAAAAGUCUGACAUGUCCAGAAUUUACAGUCUAGCUUAGUUUGAUUCAUAAAUUAAAACAAACAAAUAACUGAAGGGUAUGUAGCUUGACUUGGAGAUGGAGGAGGCGGGUACGUGAUCUCAUGGCUGCAGGGCAGAGCUAAUUUAAGGGUGCAGAUGAAAAAUGGAAAGGCUACCUCAGCAAGUCAAUCCACAUCUAAACUCUUGGCACGACGGUCGAUUUAUGCAUCGGAAUACUUCAAUUGAAUGCAUCUGUUUCAGAGUCAUAGGGAACCCAAAUGAGAAAUGGAGGAGACCUCGGAAAUGUAUUGAGGGCAAAUACGCAGUCUGCGACUCAAUACACAUCCCAAUCAACAUCUGGGGGCUGAAACCAGGGGAGAGUCAAGUUUUCUGUGUCAUUCGCCAAGAAACCGCUCAAGACGUCAGACUACAGCUACCCUCCCGUAUGGACUGCCUGCAACAAGGAUCUGGACGACCACAGGGGAGGUGGUGGGGGAAGCUACCAGGAUCUCCUCUCGCUACCUGGGAAGCCGAGCAGGCAACCAAUCUGCUGUCUAAAUGAGGGCAUAUAGGAUCAUAUCUCAAAGUAGCAUCCAGUGAUAAGAUGCUGCUGUUUUACUAUAUGAUGAAUGUAUUUUCAGGUCAAAGGAGAGAAUUACAUUUCAUCAUGUGUUUUUGUAAAAACGUUUUUCUAAGUUGAUAAUAAUACUUAGAAGCUAAAAAUGGUCUGAAUAGUGUUGAGUCUUAUUCCAAUAAAAACACGUUUGUUCUGAUCAAGUCUGUGAUGAUGAAA
This is a messenger RNA of Hypomesus transpacificus, 2954 nucleotides long. RefSeq names its product paired-like homeodomain 2 (gene pitx2). Lineage: Eukaryota; Metazoa; Chordata; Actinopteri; Osmeriformes; Osmeridae. Gene Ontology annotation, cellular component: nucleus. Gene Ontology annotation, biological process: regulation of transcription by RNA polymerase II; anatomical structure morphogenesis. Gene Ontology annotation, molecular function: RNA polymerase II cis-regulatory region sequence-specific DNA binding; DNA-binding transcription factor activity, RNA polymerase II-specific. The coding region runs from base 10 to 846 and encodes 278 amino acids. The record is from RefSeq and is a predicted model, not a curated record. The transcript has 7 exons.